Molecule: messenger RNA, 667 nt
Organism: Fragaria vesca subsp. vesca
Lineage: Eukaryota; Viridiplantae; Streptophyta; Magnoliopsida; Rosales; Rosaceae
Product: protein kish-A-like
Exons: 5
Coding region: 94-303 (69 amino acids)
Biological process (GO): protein secretion; intracellular transport
Source: RefSeq, a predicted model, not a curated record
GUGUCGGAGUGGAGUUCAGUUCUCCUUUUUGGGUUUUGAUUUGAAGGAACUCAAGGGAUUAGUAAAGCAACUUGCUUUCAGCUGAACACAAACAUGUCGGCGCUCUUCAAUUUUCAAGGCUUUCUAGCAGUGGUGCUAUUGGUAAUCUGUACCUGCACAUAUGUGAAAAUUGCAUAUCCACCGCUUCUUGUGAAGAAAGAUGGGUUCCGUGGUUUAUUUUGGAAGGCGGCCAGAAUAGGUGAGCGCUUAAGCCCCUGGGUGGCCGUGGGGUGCCUCAUAAUGGGCGUGUUAAUUCUUUUUUAGUGUUGUUGUCGGUGAUUUGUAGCUCCAUCCUAUUCUACAACGAGGAAGUUUGUCAAGUGGCUUGUCGUAACCGGAAAACUGUUCUGCGUUGUAAAUAGAAGAGAUCCAAAGUUCGUCAUAAUCCAUUGAAAAUCUUUUGUCAUUCAAAUAGCUGUUUUUGUGAAGGCUUUGUAGGUUGGGCUCUAACGGCCCUAUAGAUAAUGUAUAGGAUUGUGAUCUUUGCUUGUAUAUAUUAAGAUCUGAAUGUUAGAUGGGUUGUUUCUGCAUGGACAUCUACAUCUAAACUUGAAGCCCUUGAUUAUUUAAAGGUAACUUUGAUCAAUUAUAGAGUAAAUUGAAGUAUUGGUGAAGACACCACAAUGUG